Rhagoletis pomonella (apple maggot) is the source of this 1023-nucleotide messenger RNA. Its product is annotated as bacchus-like. Lineage: Eukaryota; Metazoa; Arthropoda; Insecta; Diptera; Tephritidae. The record is from RefSeq and is a predicted model, not a curated record. The transcript has a single exon. Bases 736 to 1008 code for a protein of 90 amino acids.
AGUAGACGCUUUCAGUCGCAUACAGACGCUCAACGAGUACACAUCUCGGUGGUUGAAAAUACCCAGAAAUCCAAACGCUUUCAAUAUUAUAUAGCAAAAAUAAUAUACAAGCAGCAACAGCUAAAGCCUCAGCUACAGCUACUACCGAAGCGCUUUUUCUGUUGAAAACUGCCAGCCAGCCAGCUUGAUUGUAUAGUCGGCAGCCACAGUGUGCACAUUUGCGUAGCAAACAACAACAUAAAGUAUCUAUAAUCUACCUACCUAUAGCAAGCUAGCAGUCAACCGCCUGCUUGACUGCCCACUUUGACGUUAGAGCGAUAGAGAAGACAAGGGUCAUUUAACGUAUUGUCUUCGUCCUCGUUGUCGCACCGAAGUUGUUUAGUCUAGAUAGUACGCCUUCGGCCGACUACGAGCGUUUGUUUAGUUGUUUGUGUGUCCCACUGUAGAUACAGAUACAAAGUAUCUGUGAACUGAACAGAACAACCCAGCACAGAACCAACGCUGAAUUAACAUUCAGAAGUUAAAUACACACCGCAAUCGACAGUCUCGAACAGUGUGUCUGUGUGCUUCGUGCUGAGUGGAUCGUUAUCGAUAGUUGUACGCGUCUUGUGUUAAAGCAAAUAAAAUAAAUUUGAAAAAUUACAAUUUAUACAUAAAAAUAACCGCGAACGCAUUUAUAUAAUUUAUAAAAAAAAAGUUAUUUAAUUUAACAAAAUACAGAACACAUCAAAGAAAAUGUCAGCCGCUACAGAACAAAAUAAUGGUGAUGUCGCUGUUGAGAAAGUUGCCGUGGAUGCGGCAGCAGCCGUGAAGGAAGAUCUCAAAAAGCCUGCCGUCGACGAAAAAGUAGUGGCCGCCGACAAUGGUACAGCGUCCAAGGAAGAUGCCGAUGAGGAGGAUGCACCCGAUUCCGUCAAAGUAGCCGUCGCCCCCGUCAAGGAACAAGUGAAAGGAACAAAACGGCCUGCUGAAGUAAGUACAAUACAUAUUAAAAAAAAAAAUACAUAGUAGAAAUGAAUUAAU